AUGGCUGAGGAGGUGUAUAUGAUGGAGCCGCCCAAGGGGCAGGACAGGUGGGAAGCUGGAAGUGCUGCGACUAUACAGAUCAUUUUGGGUGCUUGUCUGUUCACACUUGGGACGGUCAUUUAUGGACUCCGGAUCUUGACCAGAGUGCGGCUGCUCAAGAACCCUCUUCGUCUUGACGAUUUCCUCACUGGCGCCUCGCUUUUAGCAUGCUGGGUCUUUUAUGCAUGCACUAUGGGUAUGGUUGCCCAGGGAGGCUGUGCUACCAACUUCUGGCAAGUGACUCAAUCUCAAUACGAGUCAUUGCUCAAAUGGACUAUCCCCGUCAACAUCUUCUACAUGCUGUCCUCCGAUCUCGCCAAAAUUUCUCUUCUUUUCUUCUAUCUCCGCCUCUCACCCGAACGAACCUUUCGAAUCGUCAUCUAUGUCCUAAUCAGCCUCUUUGGUCUUUAUGCCCUCAUCUACGCUAUGAUUAGUCUUUUUGGCUGCCAGCCCAUCAAGGCCUCGUGGGACCUUGCCGCCCAAGCGACGGGCAAAUGUGUGGACAAGUUCGGCUUCUUCUUGGCUGCGUCGGUUGCCAACGUAGUCAUGGAUCUGGUAAUUUUGCUGCUGCCGUUGCGGAUUGUCAUCCCGCUACAAAUUCCUCGUCGACAGAAGAUGUCACUUCUGUUUCUGUUCACUACAGGUGGCUUUGUUAUCAUCGUUGCCAUCUACAAUUGUGUUCUCACUGUAAAGCUAUUCAGUAGCCCCAACUACACCUGGGGCCUUGCAUACGAACUCUGCUGGAUGUACGCUGAGUUGACUGGCUGUGUCAUAUGUGCAUCUGCCAGCUCUCUCAAACCAUUCUUCAAGCGCAUCCUACCCACCAUCUUCACCAGCCAUGGCGCCAGCUACGGCGGGCCCUCGGGAGCAACAGGCGGAUCUAAUGCCAUCAAGAGCCGAAGACAGUUGAGCCGCAAGCAAGCUGAUGCCAUCGAACUCCAAUCUGGAGAUGACUCCGAGUCAGGCAGAAAGGUUACCGAUGACGAUGAAGCUACACUCUGGCCAAAGCCACAGCAAAGUUUCGACAAUGGCAAUCACCAGGUCUUGGUGACUGCGCCUGGAGUAGGUUCUGGUGUUGCUGGUUCACGCAGAAGCAACUCCCAUUACCACAGAAACGGUAAAGCUGACGGCAUCGAGAUUAUUUCAACGACGGAGGUUAUGUACAGUCCUAGGUAG
This is a messenger RNA of Fusarium mangiferae, 1215 nucleotides long. RefSeq lists its product as uncharacterized. Bases 1 to 1215 code for a protein of 404 amino acids. The record is from RefSeq and is a predicted model, not a curated record. NCBI's taxonomy places the organism in Eukaryota, Fungi, Ascomycota, Sordariomycetes, Hypocreales, Nectriaceae. The transcript has 5 exons.